AUGCUCGUCAGAAAUACUUUCACCUGGAACUCAAUUGUGAGCACGUUAUUGAAGUUGGGUUUCCUUGAUGAGGGUGUGCGGUUAUUUGAGGCUAUUCCUCAGCCAGAUCAGUGCUCAUGGAAUAUAAUGGUUGCUGGUUUUGCACAACAUGAUGAGCUCCAACAAGCUCUGGGUUAUUUUGCUGGGAUGCAUAGGGAAACUUUCGUGGUUAAUGAAUAUUCUUUCGGCAGUGGUCUAAGUGCUUGUGCAGGUCUGAAGGACCUUAAAAUGGGUACCCAACUUCAUGCUUUGGUCUUCAAAUGUCACUACUAUGUUGAUGUAUAUAUGGGUUCCGCUCUGGUUGAUAUGUAUUCUAAAUGUGGUGUUGUUGAUUGUGCUCUGAAGGUUUUUGAUGAGAUGAAGGAAAGAAACAUUGUUUCUUGGAAUAGCUUGAUCACUUGUUAUGAGCAAAAUGGUCCAUCAAGGAAAGCUUUAGAUGUGUUUGUUAGAAUGAUGGAGAGUUCCUUCGAACCAGAUGAAGUUACUCUGGCUAGUGUUGUUAGUGCGUGUGCAACCUUGGCGGCAUUGAAGCAUGGUAUGGAGAUGCACACUCGUGUAGUGAAAUCUUAUAAAUUGCGAGGUGACCUUAUUCUAGGAAAUGCAUUGGUGGAUAUGUAUGCAAAAUGUGGCUAUACUCAGAAUGAUGAGAAUGAGGAGGCGCUCAAACUCUUUUGUAUGCUGAAACGGGAAUCUAUUUUCCCAACUCACUACACCUUUGGUAAUUUACUGAAUGCUUGUGCCAAUCUCGCUGAUUUGCAGGUUGGCCGGCAGGCCCAUGCUCAUGCUUUGAAGCAUGGAUUUGGGUUUCAAUUUAAUGAAGAUCCAGAUACUUUUGUCGGGAACUCACUCAUAGACAUGUACAUGAAAUGUGCAUCGGUUGAAGAAGGUCGUCAGGUUUUCAGAAGCAUGGUUGAAAAGGAUGUUGUAUCGUGGAAUGCUAUGAUUGUAGGGUGUGCACAGAAUGGGAAUGGGCUAGAGGCUCUUGCUUUAUUUAAAGAAAUGCUUGUGUUUGAAGAGAAACCAGAUCAUGUCACUAUGAUCGGUGUCUUGUGUGCUUGCAGUCAUGUAGGACUUGUUGAGGAGGGACGUCGCUACUUUCUCUCCAUGACAAGGGACUAUGGGUUGGUUCCCAUGAAGGACCAUUACACAUGUAUGGUAGACUUACUUGGUCGAGCAAGUCACCUAGAUGAAGCCAAGAGUUCGAUAGGGACAAUGCCUGUAGAGCCCGAUGCAGUUGUAUGGGGUUCUUUGCUUGGUGCAUGUAAAAUGAAGCUAGCUGGAUAUAUUCCAUCAAUGGUUUAA
Messenger RNA from Linum trigynum, 1341 nucleotides. The record is from the annotation of a GenBank genome assembly. Lineage: Eukaryota; Viridiplantae; Streptophyta; Magnoliopsida; Malpighiales; Linaceae.